AUGGCCGAGAUUGUGGAGAUGAUGCAUCUUGCUACUCAGAUUCACGACACGAUCUUGGAGGACGGGGACGAGCUCGACAAGGGAAAUCAGGCACACAAGAUGUAUGGAAGCACUACAGCAGGCAACAAGGUCUCGAUCCUCGCGGGAGACUUUCUUCUGUCGCGAGCUUCUGUUCUCUCCGCCUCCCUCAAGAACGUUGCGAUAGUAGAGGCUGUAGCGUUUGCCUUGCAGUCCCUGAUGGAAGGGCAAGUACAGCUGCACAGACCGACGUCAGAUCAGCCUUCGCUCAACCUCUACAUCAAGAGCACAAGGAGGAGGGGAGGGAUGCUGCUGGCCAAGGGGUGCGAAUCUGUCGCUCUGCUGACUGGCUACAAGCAAGGGGAUCAGAUGACUGAGGCAGCAAAGGAGUACGGGCUCAACCUGGGGAUCGCCUAUCAGAUCCUGCAGGACCUUAAAGUGACGGAGCACAACUAUGCCAAGGCCUUGCAGAAAGUGCAGAAAGAGCGUGCGCAAGAGCUGAAUGUGCCUCUGCAGACUGCUGGCCCACUGCUGUAUGCUGCAGUUCUCUUCCCCGAGCUUCAUGAUCUCGCGAAGAGAGGCUUCCAGAACGUGUCGGAGAUCAUCCAUGCUCGCUCCCUGAUCGACAGGUGCGAUGCGAUCAACGGCAUGAGACGCAUGGCGAACUAUCAUGCCACGUUGGCUCUGGAGGCGCUCGAGCAGUUCCCAGCGUCUGAAGCCAAGGAGGCUCUCAAGGUCCUCGUUCACUACGCGUUGGAGCAAGAGCAGCCCCGCCUGGUCCGAGCGAACUACUCCCCGGACGGAAGCUUCGUGCGAAACAGCGCGUCCUCUGCUUCAGCGCAUGCUGUUCUUGAGCGAUCGGAGAGCGUGGCGAAGCAAGAGCUGUACGGAGCUCUUGACAGGCUGUACGGGAGAGCGCGUCUUGGGGUCAACCUCGUGAAGGAUUCAUUGGUGUGGGGGGUGAUGGGGUUGAGGAACAGAGCUUCCAACGACAUCAACCGUCUCCAUCGGGUUGCCAUACGUGAUGCUGUGCUGCUGUAUGGCAAGGGGGUCGACGUUCCUUCCGUCGUCAAGUUCGUCAACGAGCAGUGCGCGUUCAAGGUGUCAGCACUGGAGGUAGAGAAGAUGCUGCAUGAGGAGAUUCAGUGGCAGUUGAGGAACGGGAUCGAGACCGCCGAAGAUAUCGACAUCUUGGCUGGCAAGGGAGUGAGUGUUCCAGAGUGGCCGGGGGAGGAGAAGAUGGCAUGAAGGAUUCGUAGAUGUUAUUGAUUCUCUACAAGAUGUUGCCGACAUGAUCAGUCAUUGCAGUCAUCACAUUUACAUGUAAAUUUAGGAACUCAGAGCAAGCAAACAGUAAACGAUUGGUGGAAAUC
This is a messenger RNA of Guillardia theta CCMP2712, 1391 nucleotides long. RefSeq lists its product as hypothetical. Gene Ontology annotation, cellular component: transferase complex. The transcript has 4 exons. The record is from RefSeq and is a predicted model, not a curated record. Gene Ontology annotation, biological process: isoprenoid biosynthetic process; ubiquinone biosynthetic process. Lineage: Eukaryota; Cryptophyceae; Pyrenomonadales; Geminigeraceae. Gene Ontology annotation, molecular function: prenyltransferase activity. Bases 1 to 1266 code for a protein of 421 amino acids.